AUGUCGGAUUAUAGGCAUAACAUUACGGUACCUUUGGGUUUGGCAGCAAAAUAUUGGAAGGCUGUAGAGUAUGGGACGCUGAUCGUUCUGUUUUUGCUGAAAACUACCAAUCCUAUUUUCAAAAUUGCAUUGGCACUACAUGUUGGAUUGCAGACAAUGUUGAUUCUUUCCUUUUCCCCGUUAGUCUACUACAGAUCCAGCAUAGGGGAUGAUGAGUCGUCCUCCAAGGGUUUGAUUCAGAAAUUCACGGGCUUUGUGCCUGGCUUGAUCAAGAAGUUAUCGGGCUUGGUGCUGCAGGUAACCCUGAAGUCAUUGCGGGCAAUGAGCAUUUGCGACUUCAAGGUCGACAUCAAUCGUUUAGCAUCUGUUGUUACAUAUUUUUUGAUAAUUUUUAGAAAAUUGCUUGCUUUGAUGGUAUUCACUUACGUGACUUCUGAGGAUGAUGAAUCAACACACAAGAAAGCAUUUGCACUGUUCACCAUAUUCAUGGCCAUGGAGAUGAAGUACAUACUUGAUCUGAGCUGUAUCAAAAAUGGUGGGGGCACACCAAAACCUCUCAACGGCUCUAAAAACUUGGUGUAUAAAACAAUCAAACUAUUAUAUACGCUUGAACCACCAAAGAUAUCCGGCUCGAGCAAAAAUGAACUACUUGCAUCUCUUCAUUUGGUCAGGAGCCGUUUAUACCACGCAGGAGUGGGUUUGGCUUAUAUUUUGAUGUAUUAUACAUUCAAGCAUGCUACAGAAUUAAUAGAUGAUGAUUUUAUUUGGAUGUCAAUUAUGAAAUCACUGAUAGCUAUAGAUGCUUUGUUUAUCAUGUCAUUCGUUUUCGAGCUAUCGGGACUAAAUUUACAUUUCAGUAACAAGGAAGAUACGUACGUUUAG
Messenger RNA from Pichia membranifaciens NRRL Y-2026, 882 nucleotides. RefSeq lists its product as hypothetical. Lineage: Eukaryota; Fungi; Ascomycota; Pichiomycetes; Pichiales; Pichiaceae. The record is from RefSeq and is a predicted model, not a curated record. The transcript has a single exon. The coding region runs from base 1 to 882 and encodes 293 amino acids.